AUGGCAGAAGUACCUCGUGUUGGUUCCAGAUAUCAACCCACAGACUCAGAACUACUACAGUGUCUGCUAUGCAAAGCACAUGGAAAGCCGUUUCCGGCCGUUGAUCUUAUAAGGGAAUGUGAUCUUUACAGCGGUGUUGAACCCUUGGAAUUAUUCCGAGAAACAGACAAUAAUGUCCUGUAUUUCUUCACCAAGUUGGAGAAAAAGAAGAAGAAUAAGGGUCAAGCAGGGAAGGGUAUAUGGAAAGGUGUAACUAAAACAGAAGUUUAUAGUGUUAAUGGAAAGUGCAGAGGAUACAAGAAAAGUUAUGUGUAUGAGACGGUGGAAAAUGGUAAAAUUGGAUACAAUAUGGAUGAGUACAGCUUGGAUUCCUCCUCUUUACUUCGUGCAAAAAAGUACACUUUCUCCAGGCCGCCUCGUGCUGGAGGAUCAGAUUCAUCGGUCUCCAUCUUGGCGCCUGCAUUUACUGAUCAACAAGUAGAAGUUGUACUUGGAUUACCGGCUCAGAUUUCACAAGAAGAACUGCCGAAAUCCCAGCAGACAAGUACUGGUGAAUACUCGCUGCAAAACAUGGACUGUGAUGGCUCAAAUUACGCUGAGUUUGCUGAAAUUUUUGCACGGGAUUUGAAGGCACAAAACCCACAAGAAUUGAAGGAUGAAGAAGUCUUGCAGCCUAAUCCAUGGGCUGCUCAAAUGGAUUCCUCCUCACCUCCGACUGCAGAAGAUAACGACGACUCAGCAGAAUUCAGAGUCAAUAGAUUUUCAUUAAUCCCUCAUGCUGCCUCUCCAACACUGACAUUUUUCCAGAUCUGA
Messenger RNA from Fraxinus pennsylvanica, 813 nucleotides. Lineage: Eukaryota; Viridiplantae; Streptophyta; Magnoliopsida; Lamiales; Oleaceae. The record is from the annotation of a GenBank genome assembly.